AUGAUUAUGUUUAAACAAAAUUUAUUAUACAUUUGGUUAUAUACAGUUACUAUGAUUAUCUUUAUAUAUGGAUAUGAUGAUCCAUUCUAUAUGGAUACUGAAUAUCCAACAUCACUAUCCCCACCACCAUCAUCAUUACUGAAAUCAAAGAAGACUAAUUCUAUUUUUCAAAAUUUACAUACAUUCUAUUGGAUAAAUGGAAUUGAUUCAAGGAAUCCUUAUAGAGGAUAUUAUGAAUCUUAUAUGAAUAAACGGAAAUAUUUACAUCAUCAUGAUCAUCACCAUCGUCGUCGUCGUCGUAAACGUAAAAUAAAUAAUGAUCAUGAUAUUGUAAUUGAUCGAUUAUUAAAUAAUGAAAUAUUUAAAUUAAGAGGUUGGAGACCACAACGUUAUGGAUAA
This is a messenger RNA of Schistosoma mattheei, 399 nucleotides long. NCBI's taxonomy places the organism in Eukaryota, Metazoa, Platyhelminthes, Trematoda, Strigeidida, Schistosomatidae. The record is from the annotation of a GenBank genome assembly.